Molecule: messenger RNA, 1908 nt
Organism: Neltuma alba
Lineage: Eukaryota; Viridiplantae; Streptophyta; Magnoliopsida; Fabales; Fabaceae
Product: la-related protein 6A-like
Exons: 10
Coding region: 586-1422 (278 amino acids)
Cellular component (GO): nucleus
Molecular function (GO): mRNA binding
Source: RefSeq, a predicted model, not a curated record
UUUAAUGAAAGAAUAUUUCUUUCGUAGAUUUUCUUGAAAGAGGGAAGGGCUAGAGCUAGAUUUGAGCCUUUUUUUUUUGUGUGGUUAAAGUCCAUGAUGUGGGAUUAGAGAGUAAUAUUUUAGGGCAGAUGAAGAGGGAUGAGUGAGAGAAUUUAGAUCCAAGUAGAUAACUUACUAUAUCUAGUAAAUUACUCACCACUAUAACAGGAACUUGUAAGUAAGUGGUGAUCCCUUUUGUGUGAAGCUCAUCCAAUUCUAAUUAUGUCAGGAUUAGAAACCUUGGUCUCUUUUUCAAGUAAAGAAUUACAAUGCACUAAUCACUAAGUAAGCCCAAUCUCAAAAUCAAUUUAUGUCUAUUUAGUGUUCAUAAUCAAUAUCAGUACAUUCAACUUAAAUUCAUGUUUCAUUAGUUUUCAGUUAUCAUUUAGAUUUUAUUACUUUGACUAGUGAAAUCAAUUUUAACAUGUAAAACUGGAAAACAAACUAUCUAUAAAGCCCUAAAUGCUUUUUCACAGAGGCUUUGGUAAAUUCGAUUUGGCCAGUUUGAUGCUUUAGCCUAAUAUGAGGCCGGACCUGUUCUGUUAAAUGAGAAUAAGAACUUCUGUCAUUCCUAUAUCAGUCAUUGCUUCCUUUAGAAAAAUGAAGAAGCUUACUCGAGAUCAUUCAUUAAUAGUUGCUGCAGUGAAGGAAUCUUCCCUACUUGUUGUGAGUGGUGAUGGGAAAAGUGUUAAACGGCUCAAUCCAUUUCAACUGCAUGAAGUUAGAGAUCCCAAGUUUUUUACUGUUCUGGUAGAGCAUUUGCCAGAGGAUCACUCAGAGGAAAACAUUCGGCAAAUUUUUAGUGAAGCUGGAAAGAUAAAAAAGAUAAGCAUCCAUGAUCCAUGUGCUAUUGAAGGAUCUCAAAGGUCUCGGAAGCAGAACAUGAUUAGUCGCAAGUUACAUGCUCUUGUGGAAUACGAGACUGUUGAGGCUGCUGAGAAAGCUGUGGCUACUUUUAAUGACGAACAGGACUGGAGAAAUGGCUUGCGGGUUAAAGUUCUUAAGAAAAUGAUUAAGGAUGGACACAGCAGAAAGCAAGCUUGGAAGGGAUCUGAUUCUGAGAAGAAUAGCACUAGGACUGGCCGUGUAUCUGAGUUAACUGGAGACGGGGAGCAUCAUAGCUCUAAUGAGCAUAAUGAGGAUACACCUCAUGAGGAGGAUGGAGAACAUUUGUCAAAGGAUAAAGGCGGGCAAAGAAAUAGAAAUCAGGGGCGCUCAAGAAAACAUAAAUAUCGAGGCAUGCAUGGAAUGGGCCAUGGCAGUACUUCCUCUUCUCAUCAUGCCACUGAAGCACCAAAGCCACCUCCGGGACCAAAAAUGCCCGACGGCACUAGAGGAUUCACAAUGGGCCGAGGGAGGGUUCCUGCAUCCUCUCCCAAUUAGUGAUCCAACAAGUGCUGAUAUUUUAAGAUGGAGCUGCCAAUGCGAAUUCAAUACCAAUAGUAAAUACGAUUCAUCACUUAAUUAUAUUUAAACACAAUAUACUUUAUCGUCCUUUGACUGUCGUGUUGUAUCACAGAUUCAUGUCAAUAUGGAUCCAUGUCGAUAUGUUGCAUAACUAGGACAAAGCUUUGGCUGUUUUUUGCACUUCUCUGCCAUUUGUAUCGUUCUGUUAGUGUAUCUGCAGGAGUCAACGUCCAAGGGAUGGUUCCACUGCUAGUUUUGGUGGGCUCUAUAUUGAGUCAGUGUGGCUACUUGCUAGCAGGCAUAUGGCCAAAUUCAGAUGUUUUUUGGUUUUUUUGGCCAAAGAUUCGUUAGUUUGGUGAAAGACAAGGUUUUUGUUUUACCAUUUAUUUCAUAUUUCUGAUGAGAAAUCUUUGUACAGAAUAUCCUUAUGAUCAAUUGUGUCGUGUCGUGGUGGUGAUGAAA